This is a messenger RNA of Episyrphus balteatus (marmalade hoverfly), 9221 nucleotides long. It is a transcript of the gene Nf1, whose product is annotated as neurofibromin. Bases 121 to 8670 code for a protein of 2849 amino acids. The record is from RefSeq and is a predicted model, not a curated record. Gene Ontology annotation, biological process: regulation of GTPase activity. NCBI's taxonomy places the organism in Eukaryota, Metazoa, Arthropoda, Insecta, Diptera, Syrphidae. The transcript has 27 exons.
AGCCAACUUCACAGAGUGAAAAUUUCUAUUACAAGUUGUGCGUCAAAAGUGUAAUGCGGAGCAAUUUUUUGCAAAAAAAUGCAAUAAAACCAACGAAAUAAUUCAUAAAAACAUUAUACAAUGGCUACUCAAAAGCCCGGUGAGUGGGCAAACUCAUUACUUGCACGUUUUGAAGAUCAGCUGCCAAAUAAAAUUGGUAUUUAUGGUACUCAAGCCAGACUUAGCCAGGACCAACUGAUUAACUGCUUGAUUCAAAUAUCACGUUAUCGAUUUUCUUUGGUUAUCUCAGGUCUAACUAAGAUGCUGCAGCGAGUCAACGAAUCAGCUAUUGCACAGUUUCGUGUACACGAAACAGAACGAUAUUAUUAUGAUUCGCUAAUAAUUAUCUUAACAACUUUAGAAAGAUGUUUAACUAAUCAAUCAAAAGAUACAGCUCGCUUCGAAGAAGCAAUGAAUGUUAAACUUUUAUUGCGUGAGAUUUCGCAAUUUAUUGAUUUUCAAAGUGAAACCAAUCCUAAUGCUGCACAGUUAAAAGCACUGGCUUCGAAGGUUUUAUUUGCACUUUCUCAAAACCAUUUUUCGGCGGUAUUUAAUAGAAUAUCAGCGAGAAUACAGGAGUUAACAGCAUGCUCGGAAGAGAAUCCUGAUUAUAGUGACAUCGAAUUGAUACAGCACAUUGAUAUGGAUGUGACAAAACUAACGAAAUUAUUACAAGAAACCAUUACAAAAUUUCGAUCUAAAAAAGCACCUCCACUGAUACUGCUCAACUCAUUGGAAAAAGCUAUAUGGAACUGGAUAGAAUACCAUCCACUGGAAUUUCAAGAUUUACAAAGAGGAGUGAACCGAGAUAUAUCUUCGUGCUGGGAACCCUUGCUUGAUUUUGUUGAAGCAUACAAAGCCGAAAACAAAAAGAGCAAAACCACUGUCUGGUCGCUACAAAUGCUUUUGCUGAUUCUCAAUCCAUCAUCACUCGAAGCCACUGUUAAUGAGUUACAACAAAUGGAUAAAGAAAAAGAAAAGGAAAAAGACAAGGAUCGAGUACAGAGCAAAGUUCCAACAUCACGUGACAAAGACUACUCGUCGAAACAAUUUAUCGAAAGUGUUAAACGUGGUCUUGGUCCACAUUCCCCAUCGAAGCAAGUUACAGAAUCGGCAGCUAUUGCUUGCGUUAAACUUUGCAAAGCAUCAACUUACAUAAACAUCAACGAUUCUAACAAUGUUAUAUUCAAAUUGGUUCAGUACAUCAUAAAUGAUCUUAAAGCUUUGCUUUUUAAUCCUGUGAAACCGUUUUCGCGAGGUCAAGGAUACAAUUUUGCUGAUAUAGAACUAAUGAUUGAUUGUUGGGUGUCAUGUUUCCGCAUCAAUCCGCACAACAUCGAAGCAUUGAAGGUGUGUUUGAAUCUAUCAUCGCCACCUGCAUACCAUUUUGUUAUUGUAUGCGCAUUAUUAAGACUCGCCCAUAUUUAUGUAGACUUUAGAAUGCCGAACAAAAAUCCUUUCAGGAUUGUUAAUCAACCACGUCUUCCGUGGUGGCCACAGACUGAUGUGGUUCAUUAUCGUUCUGCCGAAUUGAGAGCACUCUUUACAGAUACAUUGAAUAAAGCAACGCAAGGAUACAUUGCCCAUACGCCUCUUCGUAUGAUCACUUCAUUAACACUUAAGUCAAAAGAUGCACAAAAAGGACUUACACGAGCCGAAGAAGGUCCAGCUCAUAAAAUGCUGCUUUUGCUCCUAGUUCGUUUGAUUCAUGCUGAUCCCACUUUACUUUUGAAUACACAAGGAAAAGUUGCUCAUGAAGUGCAAAGUUCAACCCUUGAACUCAUAAAUGGUCUUGUUAGUUUGGUUCACCAACCAACCAUGCCCGAUGUUGCACAAGAAGCUAUGGAAGCAUUAUUAGCUCUACAUUCACCUGAAAAGAUUGAAGUCUGGAAUCCAGAAGCACCUAUAAACACUUUUUGGGACGUUAGUUCCCAAGUUCUAUUUUCAAUUUCACAAAAACUAAUUCAGCACCAAAUAGCUAACUAUACUGAUGUUUUGAAAUGGCUUCGUGAGAUUCUUAUUUGUAGGAAUACAUUUCUGCAGAGACAUAAGGAUUAUGCUCAUGUAGGAAGUCAAAUUGCAAUAUGCAAACAGGCACAUAUAAAGCUUGAAGUAGUGUUCUUCAUGUAUUUGUGGUCAGUUGACUUGGAUGCGGUGAUAACAUCGUUAUCUUGUCUUGGUUUAUUGGUUGAAGAAGCAGAAAUAAGAUAUGGACAGGAUGAGAUGGCAGUUGGAUUUGUAAUGCCAAAUUAUCAUAUCUACCAAGAGUUGGCACAGUUAUCAACUGCAAGUACCGAUACCCGAUUUUGUUUUUAUGAAAAUGUCCAUGGAAAUUCAGUUUUGAGUCGAAUGAUGUUGCAGAAACGAAUUAUGUUGCUAUUACGUAAAAUUGAAGUUUGUGCUAAUGGAGUACAACCAGCGUGGGAGGAAACAUUUAGGAAUUGGGAAGCUAUAAGCAAAAUUCUUCAAUCUUAUCCUAAAUGCAAAACUGAAGAUGGACAAGCUGAAGUAUUUCAUCGUGGUAUGGGAAAACGUAGAGCCUCACACCAAAGUUCUGAACACGAUUUAGAAGAACAAAUUACCGAAUGGGCUAACAUGACAUGGUUUCUAUUAGCAUUAGGUGGAGUUUGUUUACAAAGGCCACGUUCAUUACGCGUACCUAUAAAUUUAAAUCAAAAUAUUCAAAACUGCCAAAGCAGUCAAAGCAACCAAAAUAUUACAAAUAAUCCAAUCAAUUCACAUAACCAACAACAAAAUCCACACAGCACAAAUCAAAAUCAAUCACAUAAUUCAUCAACAAUGCCAUUGAAUCCGAAUAUAAGUGUUUCAUUGGGUUCAUUGGCCCAGAACUCAAUGAACUCUGUAUCGAGUUCAGUGAGUUCCGGGCGAGGUUCCCUUCAUCCGAGUACAAUAUCGCUAGUGACUACUACUAUUGUAAUUCCACCGCCACAAGAAAUCCAAUACUGUCCAGUAACACAAUUUAUUGGGCAGCUUUUACGAUUAUUGGUUUGCAGUAAUGAAAAGAUUGGUUUAAAUAUUCAAAAAAAUGUUAAAGAGCUUGUUGGUGAAGAAAUGUCUCCUCAGCUCUAUCCCAUUCUCUUCGAUCAAAUACGUGCUAUUGUUGAAAAGUUUUUCGAUCAGCAAGGUCAAGUAAAUGUGACUGAUAUAAAUACUCAAUUCAUAGAACACACAAUCUACAUUAUGAAGUCUAUAUUAGACCCAAAACCGAGUAAGGACCAAAAUGAUCAACCUGCACCCUCCGAACAUUUAGGAGUAACAAGUAUUGAAGGAAUGAUGUUGGGUAUUGUUCGAUAUGUUCGUCACUUGGAUAUGACUGUUUAUGCCAUUCGAAUAAAAACCAAACUAUGUCAGUUGGUCGAGGUAAUGAUGAAGAGAAGAGAUGACUUGGCGUUUAGGCAAGAAAUGAAAUUUCGCAAUAAACUUGUGGAAUAUCUUACCGAUUGGGUAAUGGGUACAUCACAUCAAAUUGCUCCACCUAGUUCUGUUGAUGCUUCAAUGAUGACCAACACAUCUCUCAUUUUUCGAGAUUUGGAUCAAGCUUGCAUGGAAGCUGUUGCAGCUUUGCUACGUGGACUUCCCUUGCAACCUGAGGAAUCGGAUAGAGGUGAUCUUAUGGAUGCGAAGAGUGCGCUAUUUCUUAAAUAUUUCACUCUCUUUAUGAAUUUGUUAAAUGAUUGCAUUGAUAGUUCGGAAGCUGAAAAAGAUCUACAAAACUCUCAAAUGCUUCCCCCUCGACCACGAAUGGCUGCGGGUAAAUUGACCGCUCUGCGCAAUGCCACUAUCCAAGCAAUGUCUAAUUUGCUGGGAGCCAAUAUUGAUUCUGGUUUAAUGCACUCCAUCGAUUUGGGUUAUAAUCCUGAUUUGCAAACUCGAGCAGCUUUUAUGGAAGUUCUCACACAAAUUCUACAACAAGGAACUGAAUUUGAUACACUUGCUGAAACAGUAUUGGCUGAUAGAUUCGAGCAACUUGUUCAACUAGUGACAAUGAUAAGUGAUAAAGGAGAAUUGCCUAUUGCGAUGGCUCUUGCUAAUGUUGUUACCACAUCUCAAAUGGAUGAAUUAGCUCGAGUACUUGUCACACUAUUCGAUGCAAAGCAUCUGUUGGCACCUCUCUUGUGGAAUAUGUUUUAUAGAGAAGUAGAAGUAUCCGAUUGUAUGCAGACCUUGUUCCGGGGUAAUUCGUUGGGCAGCAAAAUUAUGGCAUUUUGUUUUAAGAUUUAUGGUGCAAGUUAUUUGCAAAGUCUUUUAGAACCUCUUAUUCGACCGUUGUUGGAUGAUCCAAAUACAAGCUUUGAAGUUGAUACAGCAAGAUUGGAACAGGCCGAUGAUUUAGAUAAAAAUCGAUCAAAUUUAGUAGCAUUGACUCAGAAAGUAUUUGAUGCUAUUAUUAAUUCAGCCGAUCGUUUUCCACCGCAAUUACGUUCAAUGUGUCAUUGUUUAUAUCAAGUUUUAAGCAAGAGAUUUCCAAAUCUAUUGCAAAAUAACAUUGGAGCUGUUGGUACUGUGAUAUUUUUGAGAUUUAUCAAUCCGGCAAUUGUUUCUCCACAAGAACUUGGAAUUGUUGGUAAACAAGUUCCCAGCUCAGCAAAACGAGGCUUAAUGUUAAUGUCCAAAAUUCUCCAAAACAUUGCCAAUCAUGUUGAAUUUUCCAAAGAGCAACACAUGCUUUGUUUCAAUGAUUUUCUACGUGCUCACUUUGAAGCUGGUCGCAGAUUUUUCAUUCAAAUUGCAUCAGACUGUGAAACUGUUGACCAAACAUCACAUAGCAUGAGUUUCAUAUCAGAUGCUAAUGUUUUAGCCCUACAUCGAUUGUUAUGGACACAUCAGGAAAAAAUCGGUGACUACUUAUCAAGCAGUCGAGAUCAUAAGGCUGUUGGGCGAAGACCUUUUGAUAAAAUGGCCACCUUAUUAGCAUAUUUAGGUCCACCAGAACAUAAACCUGUUGAUUCACACAUGAUGUUUUCGUCCUUUGCACGAUGGAGUUCAAUUGACAUGUCAUCAACAAAUUUUGAAGAAAUUAUGGUUAAACAUCAAAUGCACGAAAAGGAAGAAUUCAAAACAUUGAAAUCUAUGAAUAUUUUUUACCAAGCUGGAACAAGUAAAGCUGGAUACCCCGUAUUUUAUUACAUUGCAAGGAGAUAUAAAAUCGGCGAAACAAAUGGAGAUCUGCUUAUUUACCACGUCAUUCUAAGCUUAAAACCGUUCUGCCAUUCACCUUUUGAAGUCGUCAUAGAUUUUACCCAUACCUGCUCUGACAACAGAUUCCGCACAGAGUUCCUUCAGAAAUGGUUUUAUGUACUACCUGCUGUAGCUUACGAAAAUGUAAAUGCUGUCUUUAUUUACAAUUGUAAUUCUUGGGUUCGAGAAUAUACGAAAUUUCAUGAUAGAAUACUAGCACCCUUGAAGGGUAACCGCAAGCUAAUAUUCCUUGAUGCUCCAAGUAAAUUAAACGAUUUCAUUGAUCCUGAACAUCAAAAGCUUCCUGGGGCAACAUUAUCACUUGAUGAAGAUUUAAAAGUAUUUAGCAAUGCAUUAAAACUAAGCCACAAAGAUACCAAAGUUGCAAUAAAAGUUGGUCCAACAGCCCUUCAAAUUGCUUCAGCUGAAAAAACAAAAGUUUUAGCACACUCUGUCCUACUUAACGAUGUUUAUUAUGCCUCUGAAAUCGAAGAAGUUUGCUUAGUCGAUGAUAACCAAUUUACCCUAUCGAUUGCUAAUGAAAGUGGCCAACUAAGUUUCAUACAUAACGAUUGUGAUAAUAUUGUCCAAGCCAUUAUUCAUAUUCGCAAUAGAUGGGAACUUAGUCAGCCAGACUCUGUUACUGUUCAUCAAAAAAUACGACCAAAAGAUGUCCCUGGAACGCUGCUCAACAUGGCUCUAUUAAAUUUGGGUUCAUCUGAUCCAAAUUUAAGAACAGCUGCAUACAAUUUACUUUGUGCCCUAACGGCUACAUUCGAUUUGAAAAUUGAAGGACAAUUACUAGAAACUCAAGGUCUAUGCAUACCAUCGAACAAUACUAUAUUUAUUAAAUCAGUUAGUGAGAAACUUGCAACUAAUGAACCCCACCUGACUUUGGAAUUCCUUGAGGAAUGCAUUCAAGGAUUCCAAAGAAGUACAAUUGAAUUGAAACAUUUGUGCUUAGAGUAUAUGACGCCAUGGCUUAAAAAUCUUGUUAAAUUUUGUAAAUCUAACGAUGACUCAAAGAAAUUAAAAGUCUCUCAAAUUUUGGAUAAACUUAUUUGUCUAACAAUUGAACAAAAAGAAAUGUAUCCUUCGGUUCAGGCUAAAAUUUGGGGAUCUAUCGGUCAGAUUCCUGAGCUAAUUGACAUGGUUUUAGAUAAUUUUUUGCAUAAAUCUAUAACAUAUGGACUUGGCUCUCCGCAAGUGGAAAUAAUGGCAGAUACAGCAGUAGCUUUGGCAUCUGCAAAUGUGCAGUUAGUUUCGAAAAAAGUUAUAACACGCAUGUGUCGAGUUAUGGAUAAAACUUGCGCAAACCCUACACAGUACCUAGAGCAACAUAUGAUGUGGGACGAUAUUGCAAUACUGGGGCGUUAUCUCCUUAUGUUGUCGUUUAAUAAUUGUUUAGAUGUGGCAACACAUUUGCCUUAUUUGUUUCAUAACAUAACCUUUUUGGUAUGUUCCGGUUCGUUAUCUAUGCGUGCAUCAACGCAUGGUCUUGUUAUAAAUAUUAUUCACUCACUUUGUACCUGUACAAAACCGUCUUUCUCCGAAGAAGCCCAACGGGUUCUUCGUCUUUCUUUGGAUGAAUUUUCACUACCCAAAUUUUAUUUGCUCUUUGGCAUCAGUAAAGUAAAAUCAGCAGCAGUAACAGCUUUCCGUUCAAGUUGCCGUCACCCACCCGACAAAUGGUUAGGUAAUGAAAGGGUUUCUCAACCUCUGCCAGCAGACAGAGAGCGUCUAUCCUUGCCAUCGCUUGAAGUUAUAACUGAUGCUCUUCUGGAAAUAAUGGAAGCAUGCAUGCGAGACUAUCCCGAUUGUGAAUGGUUGCAAACAUGGACAUCGCUAUCGAGAAGUUUUGCAUUUUGUUAUAAUCCUGCUCUGCAGCCAAGGGCUCUUAUAGUCUAUGGAUGCAUUAGUAAGAGUGUUACGGAUCAAGAAGUAAAACAACUUUUAAGAAUACUUGUCAAAGCACUUGAAUCUUUCAAUGACAUCAUACUCAUUGAGGCUCUUGUUAUGUGUUUAACACGAAUUCAACCACUUUUAAGACCCGAAUCCCCAAUCCACCGAGCACUAUUUUGGGUAGCCAUAUCAGUUUUGCAACUAGAUGAAAUAACUUUAUAUGGAGCUGGUCUAGCUUUGCUUGAACAAAAUUUACAUACACUUAAAUCACAAGGAUCUUUCGACAAGAUGAAUAUUUCAGAUGUUAUGUUGAGUACACGUGAACCAUUAGAAUGGCAUUUUAAGCAGUUAGAUCACGCCGUUGGACUUUCAUUUAGAAGCAAUUUUCAUUUUGCUUUAGUGGGUCAUUUGAUUAAGGGUUUUCGCCAUCCAACACCAACAACUGUCUCUCGAACUUCUCGAGUUCUAACUAUGCUUCUUGGAAUCAUAUCAAAGCCAGUUCGACGAGAUAAAUUUGAGGUAACACCGGAUAGUGUAGCAUAUUUAACAGCUUUGGUAGCUGUAUCAGAAGAAGUACGAUCUAGGUGUCAUGUAAAACAUGCAUUACCAAGAUGGCCAACAGAAAUGAGCACUGAAAAUUCAGAUGUUGGAAAUUCAACAAUGCAAAAUCUUGGUAUGCCACUUUCAAGACGUCAAAAGUCAUGGGAUAUUCUUGAUCAAUCUGCAUUGUCAUUUGCCCGACAUCAUAAAGUUCCACCACAACAGAAUGCACGAGUUUUGUUCAAAACUCAACGAUCAUUUUCGGUACCAACUACAAAAGAUCCGAAUAAAGCAAAUGGAAUCGAUGAAAGACAGGAGCGCGGUUCGCGUUCGUCAGUAUCAAAUGAAUCGAAUGUUCUUCUUGAUCCUGAAGUUCUUCCUGAUCUAUCUAUACAAGCACUUGUUUUAACUGUACUUGCAACACUAGUAAAAUAUUCUACUGAUGAAAGUGAAACAAGAGUGUUAUAUCAAUACCUAGCCGAAGGAUCUGUUGUGUUCCCUAAAGUUUUUCCAGUCAUCCACUCUCUACUUGAUCAGAAAAUCAACAACAUUUUAUCAGUGUCCCAUGACCAAGUUGUUCUCAACUCCGUUCAAAAUAUAAUACAAAAUAUGCUUGCCAGCGAGGACCCAUCCCAGCAACAACUACAUUUCCUGCAAAGUUGUGGUUUUGGUGGACUUUGGAGGUUUGCCGGACCGUUUACAAAAUAUAAUAUGAUGGGCGAAUCAUCAGAGCUAUUUGUAAAUUGCCUAGAAGCAAUGGUUGAAACUUGUCUACCUGGAGAUGAAACAACCCCAGUGCCACCAUCACCACGACAAUAUAACUUAAGUUCAAGUCUCAGCAGCUUGACCCUGGGGUCACCUACAGAUAAAGCUUUUUCAACAGAAUCAUUAGAUUAUGAUAAUUUUGGUGGCAGUGUUAGCUCUCUGCGCCGUGCAUCAUGCAGCAAAUCACGUGUCAAACAUCGAUUGGCCGAUAGUCCUUCUCAUUGAAAUGAAAAGUACUUGGAGGUGUUGAACAAAAUUUGAAAAUAUUUUAUAAUAAUAGAACAACUAAGUUUUAAGAUUUAAUUUAUUUCGUUAUUUGGGCUGCAUCAAAAGGAAUUUUAUCGUACAAUAUUAAAGUAACUUAAGCCGUUAGUAGAGAUUAAAAAAAAAAUAACUAAUACCUUGAAUGACUUCAAAUAGCAAUCAUAAACUCUCAUGUCAUUGAUGAGUUUGAAGAAAUUUUUUUUAAACCAAUUAGUAGCAGUUGGCAAGAGUAAUCUUUCGGUUGAUUUCAGCGCUGGUGUUGUUGUCUGUGUUUAUAGCGGAUAGAUUAAGUCCGGAACUACAUCGAUGUUAUGGCUGUCCAUGGUGACGGUUUGUCCAAUACGUCAGAGUUUAGUUUCCUUUUUUGACGUCAUUGAACUUUAAACCCAAUUUUGCCGCGUCUGCUUCGAUGUUUAGAAAAGCGCCAUUGAAUUCACGCUGAGUUCUUCCAAUCAUUACAAUAUCAUUGGGAUAUGCAAACAGCUGGACGGACUUUAGAAAAAUGGAACCUC